Messenger RNA from Peniophora sp. CBMAI 1063, 900 nucleotides. The record is from the annotation of a GenBank genome assembly. NCBI's taxonomy places the organism in Eukaryota, Fungi, Basidiomycota, Agaricomycetes, Russulales, Peniophoraceae.
AUGGCUGAGCACGAAAUCGACUACGAGGGUUUGUCGCCGAACGCGGGGCUAGGCGUCAACAUGGCGGCCGGCGCACUGGCUGGCAUCACGGAACACUGCGUCAUGUUCCCUGUCGACAGCAUCAAGACUCGCAUGCAGGUCCUGUCGGCAUCGCCAGCAGCGGUAUACACUGGUCUUGGGAACGCAGUGACGCGGAUUUCGUCAACGGAAGGUCUGCGUGUCCUCUGGCGCGGCGUGUCUUCGGUUAUUCUCGGUGCUGGCCCCGCACACGCCGUACACUUUGGCAUGUACGAGUUUGUAAAGGAGUAUACGGGCGGUAACAAGGAGGACGUCACAAAUCAAUGGAUAUCCACCUCUGUUGCGGGUGCAGCUGCGACAAUAUCGAGCGAUGCACUGAUGAACCCCUUCGACGUCAUCAAGCAGCGUAUGCAGGUGCACCAGUCGGCACACCGAAACAUGUUCGAUUGUGCGCGCUCGGUUCUGCGCAGCGAGGGCGUCGGCGCUUUCUACGUCUCGUACCCCACAACUCUCACGAUGACCGUGCCAUUCACUGCAACACAAUUCACCGUAUACGAGCACGUCAAAUCGGCAUUAAACCCGAGCGGCAUCUACUCGCCCAGCAGUCAUGUUCUGGCCGGUGGUCUUGCUGGCGCUGUUGCUGCGGCCGUGACGACGCCGUUGGACGUUGCCAAGACGUUGCUACAGACCCGUGGGAGCAGCCAGGACCCACAAAUCCGUGCCGCGCGCGGGAUGUUGGACGCUUUUCGCCUGAUCUGGGCGCGCGAAGGUGCGAGGGGCUUUGUACGGGGGUUGACACCCCGGGUCAUCACCCACAUGCCCAGCAAUGCGCUUUGCUGGUUGUCAUAUGAAUUCUUCAAGUCCACGAUUCGCGACGCAUGA